GUUCUUACACGAAUAAACACAAACACACGUCUUACUAUGUUAUGAAACCCAACUACAAAUCUCUUACACUGCCCAUGGCUGCCAAUGAGAUGACGAGAGAUUUACGCCUCGUUCUCCUCAUCGCCGUCCUUCUCACCGGAGCUCCCUGCACAACCGCCGGAGAACCCUCCGGGAAAUACUCGAAGCUUUCGGGGAUAAUAAUACCGGGGUUUGCAUCAACGCAGCUCAGAGCCUGGUCGAUAUUAGACUGUCCUUAUACUCCGCUCGAUUAUAAUCCUCUUGAUUUGGUUUGGCUCGACACUACCAAACUUCUAUCUGCUGUAAAUUGCUGGCUUAAGUGCAUGCUGUUAGACCCCUACAAUCAAACAGAUAACCCAGAGUGCAAGUCUCGUGCUGAUACAGGUCUUUCUGCUAUCACUGAACUUGAUCCAGGUUACAUAACAGGUCCUCUUUCUUCCAUUUGGAAGGAAUGGGUGACGUGGUGUAUUGAGUUUGGAGUUGAGGCAAAUGCAGUCAUUGCUGCUCCAUAUGAUUGGAGAUUGUCACCAGCAAAGCUUGAGGAGCGGGAUCUUUACUUUCAUAAGCUAAAGCUGACUUUUGAAACUGCACUUAAAACACGUGGUGGUCCCUCGUUAGUUUUUGCUCAUUCACUUGGUAACAAUGUCUUUCGCUACUUUUUGGAGUGGUUGAAGCUAGAGAUUGCUCCAAAAAGAUAUACCAGAUGGCUUGAUGAACAUAUUCAUUCCUAUUUUGCCGUUGGAUCUCCUUUUCUUGGUUCCGCUCAGACAAUUGAAUCGACACUUUCUGGAUUGACAUUUGGUCUUCCUGUUUCUGAGGGAACAGCUCGUUUGAUGUCCAGUUCAUUUGGCUCAUCACUUUGGAUGCUACCACAUUCAAAGUAUUGUAAGACGGAUAACAUGUACUGGAAAUAUAUAUCUGGAAGAAGUAAAAAAGAUCAUCAAGUAUACUACUGUGAUAAAGAAGAAUUUAGAACAAAGUAUUCUGGGUGGCCAACAAAUGUAGUCAAUAUUGAAAUUCCUUCUGGUUCAGAUGGCAACUUGUCUAGCAAUGAAUGCAGACUGCCAACCCUUUUAUCCUUCUCUGCUCGUGAUGUCUCAAACGGAAAUUUUUUCAAAGCAAUUAAGGAUUAUGAUCCUGACAGCGAAAGGGCAUUGUACCAAUUAAACAAGUCUUACCACGAAGAUCCAGUUAUGAACCCACUAACACCUUGGGAAAGACCUCCUUUGAAGAAUGUCUUUUGCAUAUAUGGGGUUGAUUUAAGAACCGAGGUUGGUUAUUAUUAUGCACCAAGUGGUAAGCCUUACCCUGAUAACUGGAUGAAAACUGAUGUCAUAUAUGAGAUUGAAGGAUCCUUGUAUUCCAGGUCAGGUAAUCUGGUUGAUGGAAUCCCAGGAACAAGCAGUGGUGAUGAAACGGUCCCUUACAAUUCUCUGUCCUGGUGCAAGACUUGGUUGGGACCGGAAGUGAACAUAACAAGAGCCCCACAGUUGGAGCAUGAUGGGUCAGACGUACAAGUACAGUUAAAUGUUGAACAUAUACAUGAGGAUAUUGUUUCCAACAUGACAAGGUCACCCAGGGUCAAGUACAUAACAUUUUAUGAAGAUUCUGAAAGUCUUCCAGGCAAGAGGACUGCAGUUUGGGAGAUCGAUAAAGCAAAUCACAGAAAUAUUGUGAGAUCACCUAUCAUGAUGCGGGAGAUAUGGCUCGAGAUGUGGCAUGAUGCUCAUGCUGAUAAAAACAAAAAUUUUGUUACAAAAAGUAUGCGUGGGCCUCUAAGAGAUGAUGACUGUUACUGGGAUUACGGAAAAGCCCGUUGCGCAUGGUCUGAGCAUUGUGAAUAUAGGUAUAUUUUUGGAGACGUCCACCUUGGGCAGAGUUGUAGGUUGAAAAAUUCUUCGGCUGAUAACCUUUACUUUUAUAUAUAACUUCUGAGGUAUACUUUUUCUUCCUUCUCAUUUGUAUUGAUUAGUUCUUUGUAUUAGUACUAGAGGUAAUGGAUAUGCAAAUGUUGAUAAAGAUUUAUGUAUCAUCAGUAUUAGGGCAUGAUUCUUGUUACUAUAUAUGCCCCAAAAUAUGAAGUAGAAGGAGAUAGGAGAUAUAUAGUAGGGAAAUAGAGAAAUUUGUAUGCUUAACAUAGAGUUUCAAUGUAUCAAUAGACAAAAGAAAUCCUUAUUUUUGGUAUUGACA
Messenger RNA from Daucus carota subsp. sativus, 2208 nucleotides. Its product is annotated as phospholipid--sterol O-acyltransferase. The record is from RefSeq and is a predicted model, not a curated record. Gene Ontology annotation, biological process: lipid metabolic process. The transcript has 15 exons. Bases 42 to 1946 code for a protein of 634 amino acids. NCBI's taxonomy places the organism in Eukaryota, Viridiplantae, Streptophyta, Magnoliopsida, Apiales, Apiaceae.